AGUCAAUGGUUCCACACAAACCAUGUUUUUGUUGAAAAUUUCCAAAAAAGUCCAAACAUUCCCCAACUUUAUCGACAAAAAAUGAAUAAAAUUGAUGCCUCCACGAGGAAAAACAGUGGCUAGGAUGUCUAACGAUAACGAAGAGUCCGAUGUAAAGUCGCCAGAAUUGAAUUCCGUAUACAUUUCGGAGUCGAAAGAAGAAGAAACGAGUUCGUCGAGCAGUGCAGAAGAAACACAAACCAACUCUGCUGUUCUUGUCAGCUCUUUGAUUAUAAACCAAGCCCUGGAAAAUUUUUCAAAGGGUCAACAGAAGGAAUAUGAUGCUCUUGUUCAAAAGCUUGGAGAUUCAUCACUCACGUCUGUUCACCUUAGACGAUACCUUAAAGCACUUAGAAGGUGUACUUCAUCUCUUACAAAGAAAUGUGAUAUUCUGGUUGGCACAAUACUGAAACUAAACUGGGCAAAUGCAGAUGAUGAGACUGCUGAUGAAUUUGUAGAAUUCCUCAUGUCACUUGUAUCAGCGCAGACAUACUACCUGAGAGCCUGUCUAAGAAUGUUAACAAAGCUCUUCCUUCCAACAAUUCCCAAAGGAGUGGACCCAGAAGAUGUCAAUAUGGAAAAACAACAGAAUAUUUUCAACCAUGCACACGAUGGGCUGCAGGCCAUUCUGGAAAUUGUGCCAACAACACCCAAGUUUUUAUUACCUAUUCUGUCUGAUAAUUUACCUUACUUCAAAAAACACAGUAUAUAUCAAACAAGUUAUGUCAAGAACCUGCUACAUAUCACCCAGUAUUUACCAUCAAUACAACAAGAUGUCCUGGAAUGUGUUAUCAACCAUGUCACCAGAAUAGAUGUUGAAGUUCCUCGUCAUGAAUUGGAUGAACCAGAAGAAGAGGAAAACACCCAGUUUGAAGUGGACUUGGAAUGUAUUAAAAAGGAGAGCACAACAGAAGAUGACGAUGAAUCAAAAGAGAUUGUGGAAAAUGAAAUGGCAGAAACUUUAGACCAAUUGAUGGAAAUCUUAUUCAAAUAUAUUAAAGAAAUAUGUUUUGUAGAUGGCCUUUAUCAUGUGGAUGCAAGCACAGAACUAUUCAAUCAACUCAUAAGGGUGUUUGAUAAAAUCAUCCUUCCUACUCAUGCCAGUUGUCAUGUACAUUUUGCUAUUUUCUACAUCUGUAGUAUAGACCAGACAUUUGUGAAUUCAUUCCUUGAUUCUUGUUGGAAAAAGAUAGAAGACAUCAACACCCCAGCUAUAAUACGUCAAGCAUGUGCUGCAUACAUAGCUAGUAUUGUUGCUAGAGCCAAGUACAUCGUGGUCAGUACUGUGAAGGUUUGUCUUGAGUUGUUAACGCACUGGGUUCACUGCUACAUUGACGUGCAUGAUGCAUCUUGUUCUGGUCCUGAUGCAGCAAGACAUGGUCCAUUUUAUUCUGUUUGCCAGGCUUUGUUUUACAUGUUUGUGUUUCGCCAUCGUUCUCUCCUGGACCUAGAAGACGGCCACAAGUUUCUGAGAAGAUUAAAUUUCGAAAGGAUAAUCACGAGUCGAUUAAACCCUCUAAAGGUGUGUCUACCGAACAUUGUCAAUCUGUUUGCGCAUGUGACAAGGCGAUACGAAAUCUUGUUAUGCUAUACAGUAAUCGAGAGGAACAAACGGUCCAUGUUGCCCGUGGCAACGACACAGUCCAAUAAAGCCGCCUCUCGGCUUACAGUCUUCAAUCAACUCGAUUCAUUUUUCCCCUUUGACCCUUAUCUCCUGCGCAGGUCAGGUAAGUUUAUCAAGCCUCUCUAUCAAGAUUGGCAAGGGAUAGACGAGGAGACUGACAUCCAUGACGAACUGAACGAACAAGGAAAAGUCUUUGACAGCGAGGAUGAAGAGGGCGAGGAGUACAUGGAGUACGGUAAAACACCCGAUAUCGAUGUACCGGGCCUCACCCCCGAGAUGUCCAUGUGUAUAUCACCGGGGUUUUCUUUUUCUCCUAUAGAAAAAGAAACAAGGUUGCACCAUAGUACACACAGGGUGACCAAGCAUAAAACAUAAACUAAAUCUGGUUUGUACGUGAGUAAUAGGAAACCAAAAGGCAACAGCCCAGGACGACCAAAAAUGCGCGGUCAAGUCACACAGGGUGACCAUAACGCGUAUUCUUUAUCAGACGCAACUCGGUGGGUUUGUACUCGUGAACGAGACAGUAACAAAAUGGGUUCCUUGUAAGCAGGAUGACAAAUGAAGAUCAAAGUCAGCCGCAAAUGAAGAGUUUUACAUUUUGUCCCUUGAUGCUUCGCGCGCUGUAUCCAACCCCCCUCCCCCUCGAUGUGCCAGAAAACAUGUACACAGGGUGACCAAAGAUAGGUAUUAAUUUGCGACGAAGAGAGAGAAAAAGGAUGCAAAAAACAGGCAAGAUGACCAACCCCUAUCGCAUGGCGCUGCCAACUAAAAACUUAGUAAGAGAUCUUUUUGCGAAUGGUUUGUUGCGGUGGUAUAGACCCCUUGCAGCACUUUGGAAUGUAGCUGAAUUUGGGGGACCAAACAAUAGGUUCCAAUUCUCAAGAGAUUGGAAUUCAUUUGUUUUGUCCCCCAGAUGGAGCUGCUUUGACGUCACAUGUCUAUUAAUUACCUGGCCAAACGUUUAUUCAUGUCCAGGGUGAACAUGUAUCCAUAAUUCCAUUGAAUACUCACAUCGAUAUCGUUAUCAAAAUGAUUUAAUUAAAUUCACAGAAUUCA
Molecule: messenger RNA, 2719 nt
Organism: Actinia tenebrosa (Australian red waratah sea anemone)
Lineage: Eukaryota; Metazoa; Cnidaria; Anthozoa; Actiniaria; Actiniidae
Product: RNA polymerase I-specific transcription initiation factor RRN3
Biological process (GO): transcription initiation at RNA polymerase I promoter
Cellular component (GO): nucleus
Molecular function (GO): RNA polymerase I general transcription initiation factor activity; RNA polymerase I core binding
Source: RefSeq, a predicted model, not a curated record